Molecule: messenger RNA, 477 nt
Organism: Symbiodinium pilosum
Lineage: Eukaryota; Dinophyceae; Suessiales; Symbiodiniaceae
Source: the annotation of a GenBank genome assembly
GACAAGCUCCCCGAACUGGAUGAGCGGAUUUGUGCUCUGUCUCCAGGGGACUUGGGAGAAAAUGGAGAGGCCCCUCUCCAAACCAAGACGAUCCCUGCAGAGAUCGUUCGGCAAAACUUGGCCAAGUGGACACCGUCCAUGCACGAGGAAUAUGAUUCGCUUGUCGUCUCAACCCCAGCCGUCUCGCCGCUCUCCGACCCGGAGUUCACGCAGCUGGUGUCGGCCCAGGGCGGCAACGUAGAACUCAUUCCUGGCAAGGCUGUGUUCACGCAGAAGGCUUUUUCAGGGAGGUUCAAGACACGCGUUGUCGGGUGUGGCAAUUUCCAGACAUUUACCACACGUGAGCAAACAGAUGUCUAUGCGUCAGGAGCCCCAUGUGAAAGCAUCAGGCUCCUCGUAAGGCGCGCCGCCAUCGACAGCGAGUGGAUCCUGGGAAGCGUGGACAUCACCCCAGCACAGGAAAUGAUUGCAGGGGGG